AUGUCCAAAACGCACCGUACACGCGUCCAGGCAAUGCUUGCGGACGAGGCCGUGCCGAGCGCCGGCGUAGAAGCACUGCAAGAAACACGCGCUGUGCCUGAAGAGGCACCUGUGCGCAAGCGCAAGGAUACCGAGAGUGAUACUGUAGCGUUGGAGCCCAAGCGGUCGCGCACGUCGCCGCCAGUCGAUAUGGAAUGGGAAGAGUUCCAGCGCACAGUGCUUACUCCUUCCGCAGCACCGCCAGCCAAAGCAUACGAUUAUGCCGUCAUAUCUGCGGAGCCAGAGCUUCUGCGCGAUCCUGCCGCGGCAAACGAAGCACGCGAGGCCGAGGCGCCCGAGACCGAAGAGGAGCAGCGCGCACGCAUGGAGCGGGCCGCACGCCAAGAUAUUCUCGAGCGCAUCGAACUGGAGCAGCGCGCACAAGAUGACGCGGACGAGCGCAUGUCUGUUGCCGAGCUCAAAGCGCAAGGAAACGCCAGUUUUGCUGCUAAAGAUUACGAGAAUGCGAUCAAGCAUUACACAUCUGCCAUCGAUGCCGCGAACCAGUCCGGCGAAAAGGAUGGCUUGCACGUCCUGUACUCGAACCGAAGUGCGUCGCAUGCUGGGCUCAAGCACUGGGACGAAGCACUGAAAGACGCGGACAAGACGAUUGAAGCAAAUCCCAACUUUGCGAAAGGCUACGGCCGCAAAGGCAGUGCACUGCACGGUGCGCACAAAUACGACGAGGCGGUUGCCGCGUACAAGCAGGGCCUCGAAAAAGUGCCAGAAGAUGCAGGCCUCAAAAAAGGCCUCGCCGAUGUCGAGCGUGCACAGAGCCCGUCGAUGGAUCCAUUCGGUGCGAUGUUCAAGGACCCCCAACUGUUUGCAAAGCUCGCAAUGAGUCCAAAGACGAAGCCGUACCUCGACGAUCCCAGCUACGUGCAAAAGUUGCAGGAGCUGCAGAGCGGCGCGGCGAAUCCCAUGACUGUCCUGCAGGACCAGCGCAUGGUAGAGACGAUGGGCGUGCUGAUGGGUGUGGACAUGCAAGCGUUCCAGCGCCCAGAAGACGUGCCGGACGUUGCCAAGCCAGCCGAGACACCCAAAGCCGCACCGCCAGCCGAGACGCCCGAGGAGCCGAUGCCCGAGACCAACGUGGACGCGAAAGUCGAUACCGGCGAAGCCAAAGCCAGGGCCGAUGCCGAUGCGCAAAAGAAGCUUGGCAACGAGCACUACCUCAAGCGCGACUUUGCCGCCGCCGCCGAGCACUACAAAAAAGCGUGGGAGCUGUGCAAGGACAUUACCUACUUGAACAAUCUCGGCGCAGUCUACUUCGAGGAAGGCAAGUAUGACGAGUGCAUCAAGACGUGUGAGGAGGCCGUCGAGCAAGGCCGCAGCAUGCGUGCAGACUACAAGCUCGUCGCCAAAGCGUUUGGCCGUAUCGGCUCUGCUUAUCUCAAGAAGGACGACUUGGACAAGGCCAUCUUUUACUUUGAAAAGUCGCUCACUGAGCACCGCACGCCCGACGUGCUUGAACGCUUGCGCAGCACCGAACGCGCGAAGCGCGAUCGUGCGCGCGCCGCGUACAUUGAUCCUGCCAAGGCCGAAGAGGAGCGCACGCGCGGAAAUGCCCUUUUCAAAGAGGGCGAUUUCCCAGGCUCUGUACAGGCCUACACAGAGGCCAUCAGGCGCAAUCCAGACGAUCCCCGUGGCUACACAAACCGCGCUUCGGCGUACACGAAACUCACUGCGCUGCCCGAGGCGCUCAAGGAUGCAGACGAGGCGAUCAAGGUGGAUCCCAACUUUGUCAAGGCGUACAUCCGCAAGAGCAACGUGCUGUAUGCGAUGAAGGAGUAUACCAAGGCACUCGAGGUAACGCAACGGGCUGCCGACGUCGACAAUGCGCAAGAGGGCGGCGCACAGCACCAACACGAGAUCCAAGGACAGACGAGCAAAUGCAUGCAGGCGCUCUACUCCCAGCGCUCGACCGAGUCGGAGGAAGAGACGUUGCAGCGUGCAAUGCGCGAUCCGGAAGUGGCGAGUAUUUUGCAGGAUCCGGUCAUGCAGUCGAUCCUCCAGCAAGCACAGUCGGACCCUGGCGCGUUGCAGGACCACAUGAAGAACACUGCAAUCCGUGCCAAGAUCCAAAAGCUUAUUGCGGCUGGCAUCAUUCGUACACGUUAA
Molecule: messenger RNA, 2160 nt
Organism: Malassezia vespertilionis
Lineage: Eukaryota; Fungi; Basidiomycota; Malasseziomycetes; Malasseziales; Malasseziaceae
Gene: STI1
Product: Hsp90 cochaperone
Exons: 2
Coding region: 1-2160 (719 amino acids)
Molecular function (GO): Hsp90 protein binding
Source: RefSeq, a predicted model, not a curated record